Malania oleifera is the source of this 1730-nucleotide messenger RNA. RefSeq names its product anthocyanidin 3-O-glucosyltransferase 2-like. The record is from RefSeq and is a predicted model, not a curated record. Bases 48 to 1505 code for a protein of 485 amino acids. The transcript has a single exon. Gene Ontology annotation, molecular function: UDP-glycosyltransferase activity. NCBI's taxonomy places the organism in Eukaryota, Viridiplantae, Streptophyta, Magnoliopsida, Santalales, Ximeniaceae.
ACACCGGCAAGUUCAAGAGCAAGCCAAAGUACUGAGAAUAAGAAAGAAUGAAGAAAGCAGAGCUGAUGUUUAUCCCAUUUCCAGCCGCCAGCCACAUCGUGUCCAUGGUGGAGAUCGCGAAGCUCCUCACCCAUCGCUACCCCCACCUCUCCGCCACCGUGCUCAUCAUCCACAGUCCCUUCCCGUCUAUGACCGACUCAUAUAUCAAAUCAAUCUCCGCCGCUUCCACCGGCACCGGCGGCAUCAAAUUUCUAAACCUCCCUCCCCCACAACAAACCCCUGACGAUCCACCUGCUUAUAAAUCCUCCGACGACCUUGUCAGCCCCAGCAUACCCAAAGUCCGAGCCGCCGUCGCUGAACUCAGUGCGUCUCCAGGCUCCGCCCCUGUGGCCGGGUUCGUCGUCGACCUGAUCUGCACUCUGAUGAUGGACCUGGCGAAGGAGUUGGGCCUGCCUUCCUACGUGUUCGUCCCGUCCGGCGCUGCCUUUCUCGGUCUCGUGCUCCAUUUCCAAACCCUUCGCGAUGACCAUCAUCGGGACGUCACGGAGUUCACCAAUUCAGACGCUGAGUUGGUCAUCCCUUGUUUCGCCAAUCCGGUUCCGGCUAGGGUGCUGCCCUCCUUUAUGGUGGACAAGGAUGGUGCGUCUACGGCUAUCCUUAACAGCGCCAAAAGAUUGAGGGAAUCAAAGGGUAUUUUGGUAAACACGUGCGUGGAGUUAGAAUCUAAUACAAUCAACACCCUCAAUACUAAUAUUGGCAUAGAUGGAACUCCGCCCAUUUAUCCGGUGGGACCCAUACUCAAUCUAACGGAUGAUGCACAAAAGGGGUCUAGCAUAAUGUCUGCACAAAAGGGGUCUAGCAUAAUGUCUUGGCUCGAUGAUCAACCCCCAUCAUCAGUUGUGUUCCUAUGCUUUGGAAGCAUGGGGAGCUUCAGCACAAACCAAGUAAGAGAGAUUGCACUUGCAUUAGAGCUUAGUGGGCGUCGAUUCCUCUGGUCGUUACGAAUGCCCCCACCAUCAACAGUUAAAAACAAUAUUGGGUUUCCAACUGAUUAUGACAACCCUGAAGAGGUGCUACCAAAAGGGUUCUUAGAGCGAACAGCUGGGAUUGGGAAGGUUAUUGGAUGGGCUCCACAAGUGGCGGUUUUGGCCCAUAGAGCAGUAGGAGGAUUUGUGUCGCACUGCGGAUGGAACUCAAUAUUGGAGAGCAUGUGGUAUGGGGUGCCGAUUGCAACAUGGCCAAUGUAUGCAGAGCAACAACUAAAUGCAUUCGUGAUUGCGAGGGAGCUAGGGCUAGGGGUGGAGAUCAAAAUAGAUUACAAGGACAAUGGUGAUUUGGUGAAUGCAAAUGAGAUAGAGAGAGGGAUAAGAGGUGUAAUGGAGGGAGAUGAAGUGAUUAGGAAAAAUGUUAAGGAGAUGAGGGAGAAGAUUAGGAAGGCUCUUACAAGAGAUGGGUCUUCCUACGUUUCUUUUGGACAAUUCGUCCAACAAAUGAUGUGCGAUUAAUGUGGGGACUGAUAGCAUUUGGGUAAGAGGAAAGAAGACGGGGAAAUGUUAGUUUGUUGCAAGGAUUAAUGUCCUCUCAAUGAUUUCUUGAAAUUAUAAAGGGUUUAAUUAACUUAAUAAUUCCUAUAUGUCAAUCAAUAAUGUUAUUCAUUCAGUAGACAAUCUUUCAUGUUAUUUCAGGAUGCUAAUCAAAAUGGAUCAAUGUAGCUCUCAAUUAAAUUCAAA